This is a messenger RNA of Leptopilina heterotoma, 1131 nucleotides long. RefSeq lists its product as uncharacterized. The transcript is spliced from 4 exons. Bases 268 to 906 code for a protein of 212 amino acids. Lineage: Eukaryota; Metazoa; Arthropoda; Insecta; Hymenoptera; Figitidae. The record is from RefSeq and is a predicted model, not a curated record.
UGGAAGUUGGAAAAGUUGUUCUUAAUUUAUCAAAUUUAAAGAAAUAAAAAAUUUUCAUUAUGACAUUCGAAAAAGAAUGUCAUAUAUAAAUUUCUUUAAAUUUUAAAUUCUACCAAAUUGAAAGAAUGAAUUUUGCACCAAAUAAAAGAUUGUUUCUGUUCGAUGGACAUUUAUAUUUCAAAACUAAAAUGAAAUAUGGAACAACAUAUCUAAUUUGUAAAUAUUAUCGGAGUUUGGUUUGUCCGGCAAGAGGAGUAUUAAGAAGAAAUGGAGCUUUUCAAAAUACCAUUGCCCACACUCAUCCACCUGAUAAUUACCGAGGAAUUGAUACAUAACACUGUACAAAAUUCUCAUCCAAAUGCCGCAGUAGGCAUACCAUUCGAUUCAAUUCGUUCAACAAUGUUAAACCGUCUAAAUAAUCACAGGCCGUUACAGUCGCCAACCAAUCUUCUCGAAUAUGUAGAAACUUUCAAAUCCAAUGAAUUUCAAUCUUAUUUACAUUAUGAUGACAGACACUUAAAUGUCUCAGCCGUAGAAGGCACUAACUUAAGUUGUGCAGUUAUACUCAUGGACAUCGAAUUCGCGAAAUCUGUGUUCAACAAUGCUGAGGAAUUUUUCAUUGACGUUUCACAAAAAAUCAUUCCUUUAGCAGUAUUCGGCGAAGAAUUAAUAACUUUGCUCUGUGUUAAAAAGAACUAUGCAAUUCCAUGUGCAUGGGCUGUUACAAACAGUAAAUCAAAGCAAGUCUACAAGGCAGUAUUACAAGAAAUACGGUCUCUUGCUCCUCAGUUUUCUAUUAAAACUGUAAUCACUUCAUAUGAUGAUAACUUACAAUCUGCGAUUAGAGAGGUUUUUCCUGAUGUCAAUGUAUACGGCAGUCUUCUACACUACAUGAAGGUAAAUUAAUUAAUACAUUUAUUAUUCUUAUUAAGUAUUUAUGUGAGUCAUUCUGAAUUCUUAUUGCAUCUAUAAGGGAUUUUUUCUAAUUUUUUCUACUAUGUUCAAAUAAUCAAUGAAAACUGACCUGAAAUGCUCUCCGUAAUAACAAUAUAAGUUGAAAUAUCUCAGAGUUAAAGUGAUAAAUUUAUUUCCUAUAAUGAUAUUAUUAAUUACCAAAUUUAGAUUGUUUAU